Molecule: messenger RNA, 5805 nt
Organism: Amoebophrya sp. A120
Lineage: Eukaryota; Dinophyceae; Syndiniales; Amoebophryaceae
Source: the annotation of a GenBank genome assembly
GUUGAACAAGUGCAGUACAAUAGUCCUCGAGUUUCCUUCCUUUUUUUUCUGAAUCAUUUUCAAACGGCCGAGUGCAGUUUUCGUUUCCGACAACUUUUUUUGAAGACGGCUCUGCAGUGUCGCGGCAUGAUGAUGCUUCUACUACCCUCGAAACAUACAUAGAUGGCCAUGCGAAUCUCUAAUUUUAUCCUGAGGGAAAGUUUGGAACGGCAACCUCCUGCCUGUGCCGAAUAGGCGGAACAUCUCUAGAAGUUUAUCCUCCGCAGCCAACGUUCGGUGGUUUUAUUAUUUCCUUUUGCCAUCUACUUUUUCGUGUGUCUGCCUUGAACGAAGAUGGCGCAAGCCCCUUAUCCCGCGGCCCCUUACUUGCCUACCGGCGAAGAAGAGAAGUGGUCUGUGUGGCUGAGUCCACGCCCCGGCAAGUGGCAGGACCUUAUCCGGAGAGCAGUUGCGCUUGAAGAAACGCGAACCAACGAGACCGCCUUGAAAAGGAAUAGAAAAAGCAGAACUCAACACCGACAGCUGCAGGAGCAUCCCGCUGCUCCUCUCCUGUCAACGGUGAAAUGGGGCUUCGUCGACACACUGACGCCAACUUUUCCUCCGAGCGGCCUAAUUUCAACCGCUUCCACUCCAGUAGACCACGAUAAUACUCCACAAGACGACCGCUCGCUUUCGCCGGACAGCUCGCCGUCCCGGCGGAGGAACAAGAACGGGAAUAGGACCAACAAUGGCAUCAAUCGUGUGUGCUUCAUCCUGCAGCAAUCCGAGUUUCUCCCGGUGCUCGAGGAAGCUGGCGGCGGUUGCUGGAUCACGCGCUACCCGGGCAUGGCCGAGAUGUGUGCAAAGGUGAAUAUGGCCCGGUAUUUCCGGCGUCUGGGCGAUCAGCUGCUCGCCUUGGAGCCCGCGCCCCGGGGUCCGUCGGCGCUGAAGAGCAAGAGAAUAGGAAACACGACGAGUGGCACUCUAGAGGCGGCUGUGGCAGGGCGACCAGGCGGAGUCGCAGUCGACGGUGAAACUACGAAUGAAGCUGCAGACGGUAUUGGGGAUGAGGAUGAGGAUCCUGAUCUUUUGUCGGGCGACGAAGACCACGACGCGGAUCAUGUACAGCAAGCUUCCCCGGACGUCGACGCAAGCGCUGCACCUUUUGCAGCAUUCUACAACGAUGACAACGCUGAUGUUCUGAGCGGGGAUAAUCAGAAUCCUAUUGGAGAAGACCUCGAUCAGGAACAGAACGACGAAUCGGAGGAGGACAAUCAGGAAGCGCCCGGAUGGUCAACGAGGAGCCCUCUUGAUGCCACCACAAGUGCUAAUAUGCAAACGACGUUUUACGAGGACGAGGUGAAGAUGAUGGGCGGGACCGCAAGCAACUUCAAGAAGAAGAAAAAGCGCAAGGGCAAGAAGAAAAAGAACAAGGUCCAGAAAGCCGUCGGUUUACUGAAGUCGAUCACGUCUUUUCAGGAACCGUCAGAGAGCAGCUUGCUGGAGCAACCCAGCCAUCUGACGAGCUCUGCAGCGAUGCAACUCGACGCGGCGUUCGGGAUCGUGCGGAACAAUCCGGAACAAAAAGCGGCGAAGCAGAACAAGGUGCGGCUGCCCCCAUUACCGAGUUUGAACCCCAGUCCUACGGAUGUCGAUGUGGCUACGUCUACUUCGGGGAAAACUUCUUCUGUAACGGAAGUAAACGCCGCAGCCACACUGUCACCCGUUAAUCGCGAGGUGAAGAAAAGGCUAUACCAAAAUGAAACUGCGGCAGGAGCGCAGUCCGGACCAAGUGGCACGAAUCUCAUGUCGCGGACGUGUGCGGCCCUGGUCUCGCCAAAGCGAAACCGCUUGCCUCGUCAAGUAGGCGCAGCAGUAGAGGAGGGCGAAAUUCUGACCCAGACAAAAGAUUUCGCUCGUGUUGAUCCAGAAGCUGGGGAUGACUCGACUCAGAAAAUCACGUUCGACGACAACCUGUCUUCUAGUGCAAUGCUUGCGAGAAACAAAACCCCCGUUCUUUUGACGAACUCGAAUUUCCCAACUCGGCCGGGCCAAUACAGCCAGCAGAACACGAAUCCCCUGAACAAGUUGUUUGCGAACUUAACCCGCGACAACUUCCAUGCGAAUAUCAGUACGCCGACAGAGCAGGCGACCAACUAUUUGCGCCGGCCGUUCGUGUUGCACGAGCACAUCCCGAAAACCUGGGUCUACCCCGAAGACCGCCCCUUGGUGGAGAAGUUUUUAGAGGAUAACCCGACGAAAACUUUGAUUUGCAAGCCCGAAGAUUCGUCGCAGGGACAGGGGAUCUUUCUGCUCUCCCGCAUGCGGGAUUUGCAGGUGCGGAGCGUCAGUCGUAGCAACCUGGUGUUGCAAGAAUAUUUGGACAACCCGCUCCUGCUCAACGGCUACAAGUUCGACAUGCGUGUGUACGUGGUGAUGUCGGGGUUCGGCAAGAACUUCAAGAUCUUUGUUGGCCGUGAAGCGCUCUGUCGCUUCUGCACGAAAAAAUACCAGCCGUUCGGCGACCAAUGCGCCAGUGGGAGUACCGCGGGUGCAAAUAAUGUAGUUGGGAACAGCCCAACGCACCGUCUCAUCGACGAACACAGCGACGAGCUAGCGCGGCAUCUGUGCAACUACAGCAUCCAGAAAAAGUGCGACGGCUACGUCCGCGCGGGCGAGCAACCGCAGCAGCCAGUUGGAGUGGUCCCGGCGUCACCGACAGCGGUCGCGACAGAAAACGUCGAUACAGAUGCGGCCCAGGGUAUGGCUGAAGCAAACGAUGGAACAAGCGAUGCGACGCCAGCAGAGGUUGAUGAAAUAAAGCAAGGUCGGACUCAUCUAACCACCGUGCGUACCACGGACGUUCAAAUUUCAGGGGCAGAUGUAAGGGAAAAAGAUGCAGGGGAGCAUCAAGUCGGACACGCUGCUGUAGAACCUCCAAACGACGCCACUGUUCCUGACGAAACACCAGGAACAAAGAGCAACAGCGCUGCGGAGUCCGAAGAUCCGAGCGAAAUAAGUCGAGACAACAUCAUCAAGAGAACAAACAAUGCAAGAACUCCAUUCACCGACCACUUCCCUGAGGCGCCCGAGGGGAGUACGACGGAAGACGAUAAGGUAAACACGGCGUCUUUCUACACACUGACCGAUGACGACCCGGACCGGUACGAUCCGCAUGAAAUCAUGGAAGAGAUCAACAGCUUCCCGGCCAAUGCCCCGCAGAUCCACGAUUUGCACGCGCCUGUCGAUCGACCGCCGAGCCGAAAUGCCUUCGCAGCAAACCCCGGCGCCCGGAAUCGAACCACCACGAUUGCGAUGCAGGAUUUCGCGAAAAAGCAGCGGGACGAGCGUGAGCGGUUGCGGCAAAGGGCGGAAACUGUUGCAGGUGCUGCUGCCUCCACCGCCGCGAACGGCGUCGGCGUGAACCAGCUCGGGAUUGCCGUCAGAAGCCCGAAGGACAAAUGGAAUGCCAAGUUCGGAAAUAUGAACCGCAGCCAGGACAACGAACUGGAGGUGCAGCAGCUGCGAACAAACAACUUCAAGAGCACAUUUUCACCUCCCUCCACUUUGGGAGCAGCGGCAGGUGGCAAUACUACUUCUGCGCUUUCUUGCAACCUGUCUGUCGGAACGGCAUCUCCGUCUCAGGGCGCAACCUCCGACCAGCCACACAAGUGGACGCGAACAGCCAGCGGCAACAUCGUGGCGCGGUCCAGCGAGGCCCGGCAGAACGGUUCGUUUGAGAAACAGGCGUCGUCGACUCUGGCGGACCGGAAAUUCGUCCGCAAGCACGGAACGACUUCUAGUUUGUUCUCGUCCCCGUCCGGUGGAACAAAUAAUUCCUCCUCGAAUUCCUCUUCGCCAACGCAGGUUGGCGUUUUUUGCCUCGACGACCUGAACAAUAAUACCGGGAACGCCCGACAAAGCAAGUGGAAGGCCUCCGAGACCAUCACGGCGGGAAAUGGAAUGAUGGGCGGCUCGCCGGGUGGAGGUGCAACGGCAUCUGGUUCUAGUCCGAAUAGUCUUCAUGGGAAGAACAGAAGCCAGCACAUGAAGCCUGACUAUUCCGGAUGGUUGCGGGAGGUCGAGGCCCUGGAGAAGCAGUGCACCAAGCAGCUGGCCCGCAACGGUCGCGCGGAGAUCGUUGGGGCAGGCAGUAAGCACUCAGGCAUUUACAGUGGGGCGGAACUGCAGCAACAGCGAGGAGGCAUUCAUUUGUUUGCACCGGAAAGAGCGUCUUCAAACGGUGUGUGCAGCUCAACAUCGGAGGAAGAGGUGCAGAUUGAUGACGGCACGGGCGAGGUCGCAGUCGUGCACACGGAUAAAAAAUUCUCCGCUGGUUUGGAAGAAGAAGAUGACGAUCUGAUCGCUACUCCCUGUUCGCCCGUAGUCCAGAAACCGAAAGUAGUUGACGUUGACGUCAAAAAUCAUCAGAGGAAAAAUCUUUGUGGUACAUCAGCAGCUCCAACAUCCGAUAGAAACUGCAAAGUGCCCCCCGCGACAUCAGGAGCUAAGAAACUAGACACGAGCGGCGCUCCCGCUGCAGCAGGAAGUGAUCCUGGUGCCACCAUGUCUUUUGAAGCUCUUUCAAGCGAUCCGCUUGCGUCCAAGCGUCUACUAUCCGUCGUCCUGUCCCAGAUUGAGCAGGAGUUUCCGGACACCUUCAACCGAGAGAAGUUCUAUGAACAGCUGUCCGACAUCUGCGGGCAGUGGGCAGAGGCGGUACACCCGUACUUGCUGGCGACGUACCGCCCUUUUUCGUGUGACAAAAACGCGAAGCAUCGCAGUUUCUACGAAAAGAACGAAGCGCGGUGUGCGCAGCUGCUCGGAUUCGACUUGAUGUUGGAUGCGGACAUGAAGAUGCACCUGCUCGAGGUGAACAGCGGGCCCAGUUUAAACAUGGACGAUGUGAUCCCCGUGGAGUACAGCGAACUCCCGAACGGCGAACCGGACUACCGCUGCUUCUGCGGGGAACACCCGCUGCCCCACCGUCACGUGCCGAGUCCAAUCGACCGAUUUGUCAAGACCAACGUCAUGUCGGGGCUUUUCCAGGUCAUCCGGAGCACCGAGCAGAGUCUUCAGCAGCACGGGAAGGUGGAUAGUAGGCGUGGUGUCUCUACUUCUACUGCGGAAACACAACUACACAGUACGAAUGUGAUGUCGAAAAUAAACAGCCACGGUAGAAAUAAUUCUAGCUACUUGACCAACCACAGACCCGAGCUGUUUCGCAAGGAGCCCUUUAUAGAGAUUGAGCGGGAUUACCGAUUUCGGUCUUUGCUACGGAAAUUUGAGAUGUGGUUCAGCUGCAAGGUCAACAACACCUACGAGGGCAUGAGCCAGAGUGCUUCCUACCAGACCAGCAGUUUCCAGCUCCGCAGGGCGUUUGCGAAGCUGAAAUCACUCGACACGAGCGACCUGGACUUGGAAUACACGAAAAUGAAGCGGGAGUUUGUGCAACCUUACGUGAAAAGCCCGUGGCUCCACGCCCGCUUUGAAAUUCUCGACCUGGUGCCAGUCCUGCAAGCAAUUAAGGCGAAAAAACGAUUUCGCUCGGUCGAGCGGCUGCUCGAGUGCUUGUUGGGCGGAAACAGUGGGCGCGGAAAGUGAAUGUCUGCUCGGUGAUUUGAAUGCUAAUGUACGAUUUAGUUUUUGGAAGCUUUUUCGCGGAACAAUGUAUGAUCCAUGAUGGAGCUUUUCUCUGGUUGGAUGUUUCCCUUUCCUCGUGUGUUUCAGAACGAGUGAAAGUUUGUCCUACUACUAGUCACUCCAUGUAGUUGCAGAAACAAACACGAAACAUCGAGACGGACUUCCGUGUCAGCUACACUGUUU